CAUGAUUUUUCACUUUUUUAUGGGGUGCAGGAAGCAAAAGCCCUCCUCCUUUCAACGCCCAUACCUAAAAAGGCCACAAAUUAAAACCCAAUUCAAUCCGAAACAGAGAGAGCGAGGACACCAUGGCCAACAACAACGAAGAGGAAGAGGAAGCAGUGGCGCCAAUGGUGAAGUUGGGUUCUUACGGUGGUGAGGUUCGGUUGGUGGUUGGUGGGGAGGAAUCCGCUGCGGAGGAGACCAUGCUGCUGUGGGGUAUUCAGCAGCCCACACUUUCCAAACCCAAUGCCUUCGUCUCUCAAGCUUCCUUGCAACUCUCCCUCGACUCUUGUGGCCACUCUCUCUCCAUUCUUCAAUCCCCUUCCUCACUGGGAACGCCUGGAGUAACUGGAGCAGUGAUGUGGGACAGUGGAGUUGUACUGGGAAAGUUUCUAGAGCAUGCUGUUGACUCAGGGAUGCUUGUCCUUCAGGGAAAGAAGAUUGUUGAAUUGGGUUCUGGUUGUGGAUUGGUUGGUUGCAUUGCAACCCUUUUGGGUAGUGAGGUCAUUGUCACUGAUCUGCCAGAUAGGCUGAGGCUACUGAGAAAGAAUAUUGAGACCAACAUGAAACAUGUUUCUCUACGGGGUUCUGUAACAGCAACUGAGCUCACAUGGGGAGAAGAUCCUGACCCAGAACUCAUUGACCCCAAACCCGAUUUUGUGAUAGGAUCUGAUGUAGUGUACAGUGAGGGGGCAGUUGUGGAUCUUCUAGAAACACUUAUGCAGCUCUCUGGACCUAAUACAACAAUAUUUUUGGCUGGAGAACUCCGAAAUGAUGCCAUUCUUGAGUACUUCUUAGAAGCUGCAAUGGAUAAUUUCACUAUUGGCCGCGUGGAACAAACGCUCUGGCACCCUGAUUAUUGCAGCAAUCGUGUUGUUAUUUAUGUUCUAGUGAAGAAAUGAUUGUUGAGAAUAUGAUGUUUAGUUGUCUUCUUUAACGCUAGGAACAUGAUGUCCAUAUUGUGAAUCAAGAAUUUAACCAUAUUUUCUUUGUUAGCCCUCAAGUAUUUUGUUAUUUUCUGUCCUUGUGAGUUUGGUUUGGUUUGAUGAGUUCCAAACAAUGCCAUAUUGUGACAUUUUAAUGGGACGGAAUGCUGAAGAUUUAGCUGCGAAUUGGAACUCUGUACACCAAGACUUAGCUAAGCUGUGUUAAAACCAAUAUUUAAAUAAUGCACUUACUGCCUCUUUUUUUGUAUUUGAUAAUAGAAAAAUGUUAACACCAA
Glycine soja is the source of this 1258-nucleotide messenger RNA. RefSeq names its product protein N-lysine methyltransferase METTL21A-like. NCBI's taxonomy places the organism in Eukaryota, Viridiplantae, Streptophyta, Magnoliopsida, Fabales, Fabaceae. The record is from RefSeq and is a predicted model, not a curated record. Bases 123 to 938 code for a protein of 271 amino acids. The transcript has 5 exons.